Messenger RNA from Oryctolagus cuniculus (rabbit), 1938 nucleotides. Lineage: Eukaryota; Metazoa; Chordata; Mammalia; Lagomorpha; Leporidae. The record is from RefSeq and is a predicted model, not a curated record.
AUGGCCGGAAGGAGACGGGAUAACUGCGGGGUGCCAAGGCAGGACCGGCCAGAUUUAAGGCCACCCCUGCUGCAGCCCCGGUGGCACAGUGGCACGACACGAAGGAGGCCGUCUCUGCCCAGCGAAUAUGUUAACUCCGCGAGGAGCCGGGUCAGGGAGGCCUCUGCUUCCUGCUCCUGGGCGCUGCCUUCAGCACAGGCCGAGGUGAUCCUGUGCCACAUCCAGAGACGAGACAUCACCCACUGGGUGUCAGGGGCCUUCAUGAUCCCAUUCCUCAUCCUGCUGGUCCUCAAGGGCAUCCCCCUGCUGUACCUGGAGUUUGCCAUUGGGCAGAGGCUGCACAAGGGGCCUGUGGGCAUGUGGAGCGCCAUGCACCCAGCCCUCAAGGGUGUAGGCAUCACCGCCAUGCUAGCAUCCUUCAUGGUCGGGCUGUACAACUCCAUCAUCGCCUGGAUCUUCGGGUACUUCUUCAACUCCUUCCAGGACCGGCUGCCCUGGAGCCAGUGCCCGCUGGACCAGAACCUUACUGGCUACACGGAUGAGUGUGCGCGCAGCUCCUCCGUGGACUAAUUCUGGUACCGCGAGACGCUCAACAUAUCCACGUCCAUCAACGACACGGGCUCGGUGCAGCGGUGGAUCCUGCUGUGCCUGACGUGUGCCUGGAGCGCGCUCUACGUGUGCACCAUCCGCGGAAUCGAGACAACGGGCAAGGCCGUGUACACGACUUCUAGGCUACCCUACCUCGUGCUCGCCAUCUUCCUGAUCCGCAGCCUGAGGCUGAAGGGCGCGGGCGCCAGCAUCGCCUUCCUCUUCACGCCCAACGUGACUGGCCAACCGGUCACCUGGCUGGAUGCGGGCGGGCAGGUGUUCUACUCCUUCUCGCUGGCCCUCGGCGGCCUCCUCUCCUUCUCCAGCUACAACUCGAUGCAUGUGGGGUGCGAGAUGGUGGUCAUCUCCAUCAAUGGCUUCAUGUCCGUGUAAGCGGCCACAGUGAUCUACUCCAUCAUCGGCUUCUGCACCACCGAGCGCUAUGACGACUGCUUCAGCACGAACCUCCUGACCCUCAUCAACGCCUUCGACCUGCCGGAGGGCAAUGUGACCCAGGAGAACUUCGCGGAGAUGCAGCUCUGGUGGAAUGCCACGGACCCCGCAGCCUACGCCCAGCUCACAUUCCAGAGCUGCAGCAUGAACUCCUUCCUCUCAGAGGGCAUAAAGGGCAUGGGCCUGGCCUUCAUUGUCUUCACAGAGGCCAUCACCAAGAUGCCGGUGUUGCUGCUGUGGUCCGUGCUGUUCUUCCUCAUGCUCUUCUGCCUGAGCCUGUCGUCCAUGUUCGGGAACAUGGAGGGCAUGGCUGUGUCACUGCAGGACCUCACGCUCAUCCCCACCAAGUGCCCUAAGGAGCUGCUCACAGGCCUCACCUGCCUGGGGACCUACCUCCUGGCCCUCAUCUUCACACAGAACUAUGGCCAGUACUGGCUCUCCCUCCCAGACAGAUAUGUGAGCUCCAUCCCCCUGCUCAUCAUUGCAUUCUGCUAGGUGUUCGGGAUCCUCUACAUGUAUGGCAUUGAUAGGUUCAACAAGGACAUUGAGUUCAUGAUUGGGCACAAACCCAACAUCUUCUGGCAGCUCAUGUGGUGGGUUGUCAGCCCCCAGAUCAUGCUGGUCAUCUUCCCCUUCUACUUUACGGUCAAAGUCAGCAAGGAGCUGAUCUACAGUGUCUGGUACCCCAGCUACGAGGAGUUCCUCAAAUCCUGGCAGGUCAGGUACCUGCCCUGGGUGUACAUGGUGGUGGUGGUCGUGGCUGCCAUGCCCAGCCUCAUCAUCCCCUGUUUCGCCAUCUGCAAGCUCAUCAGGGGCCACUGCCAGCAGCCAGGGGACCAGCAGGGCCUGGUCAGCAUGCAGUCCACGGCUUCCAUGAAUGGGGACCUCAAGUACUGA